Centruroides sculpturatus (bark scorpion) is the source of this 555-nucleotide messenger RNA. RefSeq names its product toxin Cn11-like. Gene Ontology annotation, molecular function: sodium channel inhibitor activity. Bases 193 to 495 code for a protein of 100 amino acids. Gene Ontology annotation, cellular component: extracellular region. The record is from RefSeq and is a predicted model, not a curated record. Gene Ontology annotation, biological process: defense response. Lineage: Eukaryota; Metazoa; Arthropoda; Arachnida; Scorpiones; Buthidae. The transcript has 2 exons.
CGACGAGCCGCCAGCGUACGUAACCAUUUUGGAGCCGCCUUUAGACGGUAAUUAACGUAUUUCAAACGCCAAGUAUGAAAUUUGGAAGCGUGCCAAGGGAAACGCGUAAGAGCCGGUCGAACCUUUCGAGUAUAUAAAAAUACGUCACCGUCGACAACGACAGACCGCGCCGACCGCUCGGCUUUUUCGAAGAUGAGAAAUCUAAUUUUAAUGGUUUUCUCGGUAGCCGUGGCAAUACGCGAAAUGAAAUGCUCGAGGACGGGAUAUCCGAUUAGAGAAAACGGUUGCAGAAUUAGUUGCGUAGCCGGCAUAGAGGACGACUUAUGCGAUACUUAUUGCAAGAAUAAUGGAGCGGAAAAAGGCGUUUGCAAAGAUCCCGCUUCGUCUUGCUAUUGCGAGAAUGGACCCCUCCACAUGGCUACUUGGAAUGCCGAUUACGCCAAUUGUGAGGCCUGGAAAGAAAAUUCCGUUCGAUUCUAUGUUAACGAAAAUUAAACUCUACGAAAGGAAAAACUGUUAAAUGUUCACUGACACGUUUAUUUUAAAUAAAAAUUG